AUGGAGAACCUCAACUUAAUACCGAAAAAGGGUGCAACGUCUCCCGUUUGGGUACAUUUUGGGUUCAAGUGUGGAGAAGAUGGGAAAGUUAUCAACCCAGACAAGGCCACUUGUAGAAUUUGUGGACGUGAUUGUGCUGCGAAAGGGGGGAACACAUCAAACUUGAUGUCUCAUCUUAAAAGCAAACACCCAAAGCAGGCAAGUGAAUUACGGCAACCUAAACGGACACCAUCCACCGCCUCGACGUCGCAACAACCAACACUAGCCGAUGUUCAAGCUAGGGCAGCAAAAUAUAGUCACGAUGAUCGGAGGUGGAAAAAUUUGACAGACUGUGGGGCUAAGUAUCUAGCCAAAGGGAUGCUCCCCAUGUACACGGUGGACAAGCCAGCAUUUAGAGAAAUGCUACAAGCAUUUGACUCCCGAUAUACACUUCCCGGGAAAAAGUAUUUUACAGAGACUGCUCUCCCGGCUCUUUAUAACUCUGUUCGAACAAAAAUUCAGAAAGAGGUCGAGGAAGCAGAAUAUUUUUCUGCAACAACGGACCUGUGGUCGAGUACAACCAUGGCUCCUUACAUGAGUUGUACUAUCCACUUCAUCUCCAAGGAGUGGAAAUUGAUCUCCCGAUGUUUGGCAACAUCUUUUUUCCCAGAAAAUCAUACCGCGGACAAUAUAAAAGAUGCACUGAAGGAGACUUUUGCUGAAUGGAAUUUGGAUGAGUUCAAACUAGCGUGCAUGACAACUGACAAUGGCGCAAAUAUCGUGUCUUGCAUGGAAAAGUUGGAGUGGCCAUGGUUAAGUUGCUUUGGGCACAAUCUUAACCUUGCAGUAAACAAUUGUCUGAAAAAUAACACAGCCCGAACAAGUCAUGCAAUUGGGAUGUGCAAGAACAUUGUUGCUAGUUUCUCCCACAGCUGGAACAAACGACGGGAGCUUGCCAGAGCUCAAGCUGAACUUGAUCUUCCAAGGCAUUCGCUCAUAGUGGACUGUGUAACAAGAUGGGGAGCAAAACAUCAGAUGAUUCGUAGAAUGAUCGAGCAGGCUCCGGCGAUUCGUCGAGUAAUUGCACAAGACCCAAGGACAACACACAAUCUUAACUAUGGAGUCAUGUCUGUCCUGGAAGCAGUUGACAAAGCCCUAUCUCCCGUCGCUGCUUUUACUGACAUAUUGUCUGGAGAGGACUAUGUCACCUCAUCAUCCCUUCUACCAAUGCUUGAUCACCUUGAACAUGAUGCUCUAAAACAUGAAGAAGAUGAACCAGACCUUACAAUGGCCAUGAAAAGGGACAUGCUGACCAAGAUACUCCGUCAGUAUGAAAGGGAAAGCAUGCAAUGGAUGCUAGCUAAGUCAGCGUUUAUUGACCCGCGUUAUAAAAUGAAUCACAUUGAAGAUGAAGAGCGAGAUGAACUAAAACGCAAAGUUAUCGAUGAAAUAGUAACUCUCGUUUCUAAUGUAUCCGCCAAUGAUGAAACUGCACCAGGGGACAAUGACCAACCAAUGCCGCCCCCGCCUAAAAAAAUGUCCCUCGGAAAUCUUCUUGCUAAGAAAAGCACUGCGGCAACCCCUCGAUUAACUGUCCGACAGCAGGUAAACAAUGAAAUCGAUCGAUACCUCGCUGAAGAUACCGAAGAUGGAGACCAAGACCCCCUACUUUGGUGGAAACUCAAUGAAAGGCUGUUUCCAUCUUUGUCAAAAUUUGCCAAAAAAUAUCUUUGCAUUUGCGCAACAAGUUGCCCAUCCGAGCGUGUAUUUAGCACAGCAGGGAAUAUUGUGACACCCAAAAGGUCGCUGCUCAAACCAUCCAAAGUGAAUAUGCUUGUUUUUCUUGCAGAAAAUUUGUAA
Lytechinus pictus (painted urchin) is the source of this 1839-nucleotide messenger RNA. Its product is annotated as E3 SUMO-protein ligase ZBED1-like. The coding region runs from base 1 to 1839 and encodes 612 amino acids. The record is from RefSeq and is a predicted model, not a curated record. The transcript is spliced from 2 exons. Gene Ontology annotation, molecular function: protein dimerization activity; DNA binding. NCBI's taxonomy places the organism in Eukaryota, Metazoa, Echinodermata, Echinoidea, Temnopleuroida, Toxopneustidae.